Elephantulus edwardii (Cape elephant shrew) is the source of this 15612-nucleotide messenger RNA. RefSeq names its product Usher syndrome 2A (autosomal recessive, mild) (gene USH2A). The transcript has 72 exons. NCBI's taxonomy places the organism in Eukaryota, Metazoa, Chordata, Mammalia, Macroscelidea, Macroscelididae. Gene Ontology annotation, molecular function: protein binding. The coding region runs from base 1 to 15612 and encodes 5203 amino acids. The record is from RefSeq and is a predicted model, not a curated record.
AUGAAAGACCUGGCUUUUUCACCUAGCUUUGGCAUCUUGUUUCCGGUCUUCAGAACUUUGAUCUUUGCCCAUUUGGCUUCCAUGUUGCUGGCUGCCUCGCAAGGUCUUUUCCCAAGGUUGGAGAACAUUGGUGCUUUCAAGAGUGUCUCAACUGUGCCAGCCCAAGCGACGUGUGGACGACCAGACCGAAGCACUUUUUGUCAUAGCUCUGUGGAGGCGGAAAGUAUUCACUUCUGUACCCAGAGGUUUUGUAUUCAGGAUUGCCCAUUCAGGUCUGGCCCUGCUGCCUACGCGUCGCUGCUCUCAGCAGGACUUGGGAGCUGCCUCACCACAGACGAGCAUGACGUGUCUCCCAACUCCCCUAGCAAUUCCACAAGCUUUAUUUUUGGAAAUCACAAGAAUUGCUUCUCUUCUCCUCCUCCUCCAAGGCUGACGGCAUCAUUUACUUUAACUGUAUGGUUGAAACCUGAGCAAGAAGGAGUAAUGUGUGUUAUAGAAAAAGCAGCGGAUGGGCAGAUUGUGUUCAAACUUACAAUAUCUGAGAAAGAGACCAUGUUUUAUUAUCGCACAGUAAAUGGUUUGCAGCCUCCAAUAAAAGUAAUGACACUGGGGAGAAUUCUUGUGAAGAAAUGGAUUCAUCUUAGUGUGCAGGUGGAUCAGACAAAAGUCAGUUUCUUCAUUAAUGGCAUGGAAAAGGAUAACAGAGCUUUGGAUGUGAGAACUCUAACUGGUUCAAUUACGAAUUUUGCCUCUGGCACUAUACGAGUAGGACAGAGCAUAAAUGGUUUACAGCAGUUCGUUGGAAGAAUGCAAGAUUUUCGAUUAUACCCAGUGGUGCUUACAAACAGAGAGAUUCUGGAAGUGUUUGUUGGUGAAUUACCCCGACUGCAUGUCCAGUCCCAUUGCCGCUGUCCUGGCAGCCACCCUCGGAUCCAACCUUUGGCUCAGACCUACUGCAUUCACAAUGAUGCAGAAGGCACCACCGAGAAUAGAGUGUCAAGGCUGAACACCGAAGCCCAUCCUCUCUCUUUUAUCAAUGAUAAUGAUAUUGGCACUUCAUGGGUUUCACAUGUGUUUACAAACAUUGAUCAGCUUAAUCAAGGAAUAACUAUUUCUCUAGAUUUGGAGAAUGGACAGUAUCAGGUAUUCUACAUUAUCAUUCAGUUUUUUAGCCCAAUGCCAACAGCCAUAAGGAUUCAAAGGAAGAAAGAGGACAGUCUAGAUUGGGAGGACUGGCAGUAUUUUGCUCGAAAUUGUAGUGUUUUUGGAAUGAGGAACAAUGGAGAUUUGGAAAAUCCUGAUUCUGUCAACUGUCUCCAGCUUCCCAAUUUCACUCCAUAUUCUCAUGGUAAUGUUACAUUCAGCAUCCUGACACCUGGACCAAAUCAUCGUCCUGGAUACAAUAACUUCUACAACACUCCUUCUCUUCAAGAGUUUGUAAAAGCUACUCAAAUAAAAUUUCAUUUCAGUGGACAAUAUUAUACAACUGAGAUGGCUGUCAACUCCAAACACAGAUAUUAUGCAGUGGAUGAAAUCACUAUCAGUGGGAGGUGUCAGUGCUCUGGCCACGCUCAGACCUGCGAUACAACAAGCCAGCCGUAUAGAUGCCACUGCUCCCAGGAAAGUUUCACUGAAGGACUUCAUUGUGAUCGUUGCUUACCUCUUUAUAAUGACAAGCCUUUCCAUCAAGGAGAUCAAGUUCAUACCUUCAACUGUAAACCCUGUCAAUGCAACAACCACACAAGAAGCUGCCACUAUGACAUUGCAGUGGACCCUUUCCCAUCUGAGCACUACAGAGGAGGUGGAGGAGUUUGUGAUAAUUGCGAGCAUAACACUACAGGAAGGAACUGUGAGCUGUGUAAGGAUUACUUUUUCCGACAACUUGGUGCAGAUCCUUCAGCCAAAGACGCUUGUACACCCUGUAAUUGUGAUAAAGUCGGCACGAGAAACAAUAGCCUUAUUUGUGAUAAGAUGGGAGGCCAGUGUAAUUGUAAGAGACAUGCGUCUGGCAGACGGUGCGAUCAGUGCCAAGACGGAUUCUACAAUCUUCAAGAGUUGGAUCCUGAAGGUUGCCGUCCCUGUGACUGUAAUACCUCUGGGACACUGGAUGGAGAUGUUACCUGUCACCCAAAUUCAGGCCAGUGCAAGUGCAAGGCGAAUGUUAUCGGCCUCCAGUGUGAUCACUGUGACUUUGGGUUUAAAUUUCUCCAAAGUUUCAAUGAUGACGGAUGUGAGCCUUGCCGCUGCAACCUCAAUGGCUCAGUGGACCAGUUCUGCAAUCCUCUUUCUGGACAGUGUAAGUGCAAAGAAGAAGCCAAAGGACUACAGUGUGACAGCUGCAGAGAAAACUUUUAUGGGUUGGACGUCACCAGUUGUAAGCCCUGUGACUGUGACAUGGUGGGAACCCUCCCUGGGACAGUCUGUGAGGUGACAACUGGACAGUGCUUCUGUAAACCUAACACUGGAGGAAGACAGUGCAAUCAGUGUUUGGAGGGAUACUUCUACCUGCAGCAGCCAAAUAAUUCUUUCCUCUGCCUGCCUUGUAACUGUGAUAAGACUGGGACACUAAAUGGCUCUCUGCUGUGUGAGAAAUCAACAGGACAAUGUCCUUGCAAAUUAGGGGUAACAGGUCUUCACUGUAAUCAGUGUAAACCUCACAGGUACAAUUUGACCAUUGGCAAUUUUCAAGGCUGCCAGAUGUGUAAGUGUGACUCCUCUGGGACACUGCCUAGGACCAUUUGUGACCCAGUCAGUGGCCAGUGCCUAUGUCUGCCUAAUCGUCAAGGAAGAAGGUGCAAUCAGUGUCAACCAGGUUAUUUUCUUCCACUAGGCAAUGCCACUGGUUGCCUACCUUGCUCAUGUCAUGAAACUGGUGCAGUUGAUCCAAUCUGUAAUAACCUAACUGGUCAGUGUGUUUGCCAAGAUGAUUCAGUCUCCGGGCAAAAUUGUGACCAUUGCAAGGACCAUUACUUUGGAUUUGACCCUCAGACUGGAAGAUGCCAGCUUUGCAAUUGCCAUCUCUCAGGAGCUUUGAAUGAAACCUGUCACUCAGUCACAGGCCAGUGUUUCUGUAAACAAUUUGUCACUGGUUCAAAGUGUGAUGCCUGUGUUCCCAGUGCAAGCCAUUUGGAUGUCAAUAAUCCACUGGGUUGCAGCAAAACUCCAUCUCAGCAACCUCCACCCAGAGGACAAGUUCAAAAUUCUUCAGUUAUCAAUCUUUCCUGGAGUCCACCUGAUUCUCCAAAUGCCCACUGGCUUUCUUACAGUUUAUUCAGGGAUGAUUUUGAAAUCUACACAACUGAAGAUCAAUACCCAUACAGUAUUCAAUACUUUGUAGACACUGCCCUGUCUGCGUAUACCUCUUAUUCCUAUUAUAUCAAGACUGCUAAUGUGCACGGUUCAACAAGGAGUGCAGCUGUGACUUAUAGGACGCACUCAGGCAUUCCUCAGGGAAGCUUGAAUUUAAGUUCUAUCACUCCGAUUAGCUCAGACUCUGUGCAACUUUCCUGGACUGCACCCUCAAACGCUUCUGGUCCUAUAGAAAAAUAUAUUUUGUCCUGUGCUUCUUUAGAUGGUACCUGGCCUUGUGCUCCUUAUGAAGGCUGUGAGACUUCAACUACCAUCUGGAAUCUGGCUCCAUUCACCACAUACCACUUCUCUGUGCAGGCGUGUACUAGUGGGGGCUGCUUGCAUAGCUUGCCCAUCACAGUGACCACAGCCCAGGCCCCUCCCCAAAGGCUGGAUCCACCUGUGGUGAGGAAGAUCAGUGCCACAGAACUUCAUGUAGAGUGGUCACCACCGUUGGAGCCAAAUGGAAUAAUUAUAAGUUAUGAACUGUUCAUGAGAAGAUUGAAUUCUAAUGGAGAAACUGCGUCUACAGAAAGUAGAGUUUUUCAGAACAGUGGCUGGCUCAGUCCUUACCCAUUUACAGAAACAGCCAAUGAAAAUGCAUUACAACCACCUCAAACCACCACAGUCAUCGCAGGCCUGGAGCCAUACACCACAUACGAAUUCAGAGUCUUAGCUGUAAAUAUGGCUGGUAGUGUGUCUUCUGCAUGGACGUCGGAAAGAACAGGAGAAGCAGUGCCUGUGUUCAUGAUCCCUCCUUCAGUCCUCUCUCUCUCACCAUACUCUCUCAAUGUAUCCUGGGAGAAGCCAGAAGAUAAUGUUACAAGAGGAGAAGUUGUGCGAUACAUCAUCACGAUGAUUUCUGAGCAGCCUCUUCAACAAUCUAUCCCAGUGGUGUCUUCACAGGUAUUAUACACUGCUAAAUCCCAAGAACUGUCUUACAUUGCAAAAGAACUGAAACCUUAUAGAAUAUACAACUUUACCAUUUCUCUCUGCAAUUCUGUUGGUUGUGUGACCAGUGCUCCGGGAGCUGGGCAGACUUUAGCAGCAGCACCAGUCCAGCUGAGUUCUCCUCACGUGGAAGCCAUCAAUAGCACAACCAUUCAUGUUAGGUGGUUACCACCUGAAGAACUGAAUGGACCUGCUCCUGUAUAUCAGCUGGAAAGGAGAGAGACAUCUCUAGCAGCACCUCUGGCUGUGAUGGUGAAAGGAAUUCAUUUUGUUGGGAAUGGAUAUUGCAGAUUUCCCAGCUCAACCCUGCCAGCCAAUACAGACUUUACUGGCAUUAAGGCCAGCUUCCGAACAAGGGUGCCUGAAGGUUUGAUUGUCUUUGCAGCAUCUCCUGACAAUCAAGAGGAGUAUUUUGCACUUCAAUUGAAGAAUGGGCGUCCUUAUUUUGUUUUUGAUCCUCAGGGAUCUCCAGUAGAAGUUACAACAACUAAUGAUAAUAGUAAACAAUAUAACGAUGGAAAAUGGCAUGAAAUAAUUGCUAUUAGGCAUCAGGCAACUGGCCAAAUCACUCUUGAUGGGCAGUAUACAGGUUCCUCGGCUGCCCUGAAUGGCAGCACAGUUAUUGGAGAUACCACGGGAAUUUUUGUGGGAGGUCUGCCACAAGGAUACACCAUCCUCAGGAAAGAUCCUGAGAUAAAUCAAAAGGGUUUUGUAGGCUGUCUCAAGGAUGUGUUUUUUAUGAAGCAUUUUAAUCCCUCUGUUAUCUGGGAACCUCUGGAGUGGGAGGAUUAUGAAGAGAAAAUCAACGUGUAUAACAGCUGGGAGGGAUGCCCCACUUCAGUGAAAGAAGGAGCUCGGUUCCUAGGAAGAGGGUUCCUGGAGCUUUCUUCAUACGUAUUUCAUGGUGGAAUGGACUUUGAGAUUUCCUUUAAGUUCCAAACUGACCAACUGAAUGGACUGCUUCUUUUUGUUUACAACAAAGAUGGACCUGAUUUUCUUGCUAUGGAGCUGAAGACUGGAGUACUGAGCUUCUUUUUAAAUACCAGUCUUGUCUUUACACAAGUGGAUAUAAGGCUGGGACUCUCCUAUUGUGAUGGAAAGUGGAAUAAAGUAAUAAUGAGAAAAGAAGGCUCUGCCAUAUUGGCCAGCGUGAAUGAACUGAUGGAGCAAACAUCACAGCCCAAGGCCCAGCCUCUGAUGGUGAACUCUCCCAUCUAUGUUGGAGGAAUCCCACAAGAGCUGCAUAACACAUACAAACAAUUGAGUUUUGAGCAAGGUUUCGGUGGUUGCAUGAAGGAUGUUAAAUUUACACGGGGUGCUGUCGUUAACUUGGCAUCUGUGUCCAGUAGUGCUGUCAGAGUCAAUCUGGAUGGAUGCCUAUCAACUGACAGUGCUGUUAACUGCAGGGGAAAUGACUCCAUCCUGGUUUACCAGGGAAAGGAGAAGGGUGUUUACGAGAACGGUCUCCAGCCUUUCACAGAAUACCUUUACCGAGUGAUAGCCUCACAUGAAGGAGGUUCAGCAUAUAGUGAUUGGAGUCGGGGACGCACAACAGGAGCAGCUCCGCAAAGUGUGCCAACUCCCUCAAGAGCCCACAGCAUAGACGGAUACAGCAUUGAGGUGACUUGGGAGGAACCUGUUGUGGUUCGAGGUGUAAUUGAGAAGUAUUUUCUGAAGGCGUACACUGAGGAAGGACCUGAGUCAUCUCUGGGGCCCUUAGCCUCGGCUGAGCUGCUCAAUACCAGCAUCCACACAGGCAUAUUGACAGGCUUGCUACCCUUCAAAAACUAUGCAGUGACCCUAACUGCCUGCACUUUGGCUGGCUGCACGGAGAGCUCACAUGCGUUGAACAUCUCUACUCCACAAGAAGCCCCACAGGAAGUUCAGCCACCAGUAGCCAAAUCUCUUCCAGAUUCUUUGUUAGUCUUCUGGAAACCACCCAUACAAGCAAAUGGCAUUAUAACUCAGUACUCUUUAUACAUGGAUGGGAUGCUGAUUUAUUCAGGCAGUGAGAUGAACUACAGAGUCACAGAUCUUGCGGUCUUCACACCUCAUCAGUUUCUACUGAGUGCAUGCACACAUGCAGGAUGCACAAACAGUUCCAGGGUCAUUCUGUACACAGCACAGCUGCCUCCAGAACAUGUGGAACCGCCAAUUCUGACUGUCUUGGAUUCUAGAACAAUAUACAUACAGUGGCAACAGCCAAGAAAAGUGAAUGGAAUUCUGGAGCGUUAUGUAUUAUAUAUUUCAAAUAGCAUGCAUAAUUUUACAAUUUGGGAUGUCAUCUAUAACAGUACAGAACUUUUUCAGGAUCACAUGCUGCAAUACCUUCUCCCUGGUAAUAAAUAUCUCAUCAAACUGGAGGCUUGCACAGGUGGUGGGUGCACCUUGAGCCAGGCCAGCCAGGCCCUCACCGAUGAGAACAUUCCAGAAGGAGUGCCAUCCCCCACAGUGCACUCAUAUUCACCUGACUCCUUUAACAUCUCCUGGACUGAGCCCGAAUAUCCGAAUGGUGUUAUAACAAGUUAUGGAUUAUAUCUGGAUGGUGUCUUAAUUCACAAUUCUUCAAUACGAAGCUGUCAUUCUCGUGGAUUUGCUCCUUGGAGCUUGCACUCCUUCCAAGUCCAGGCAUGCACAGCCAAAGGUUGUGCGCUGGGCCCUCUGGUGGAAAAUCACACACUAGAAGCCCCUCCUGAAGGAACAGUAAAUGUAUUUGUCAAAACAAAGGGAUCUCAAGAAGCCCAGGUGAAGUGGGAUGCACCUUUUGCCCCUAAUGGGUGCUUAACCUACAGGAUCCUUCUUACUGGAGCAUUCUAUGUGGAUCAAGUGGGUGAAAACUACACCCUUCUGAAUGGCACACAAAUUGUCCACAGCAGUGAAAGGACCAACCUUUGGGUGCCCAUCAGUGGACUGAUUCCUUUUACUAACUAUACCGUACAAGUAAAUGCUUCAAAUAGCCAAGGCAGCUUGAUAAGCGACCCUGUAAUCAUUGCAAUGCCUCCAGGAGCUCCAGAUGGCGUGCUGCCUCCGAGGCUUUCAUCUGCCACUCCAACCAGUCUUCAGGUUGUCUGGUCUACACCAGUUCGCAACAACGCUCCCGGCUCCCCCAGAUACCAGCUCCAGAUGAGGCCUGGCGGCUCCACCCACGAAUUUCUAGAGUUAUUUUCCAAUCCUUCUGCAUCAUUAAGCUAUGAAGUGAAAGAUCUCCAACCAUACACGGAAUAUGAGUUUCGGCUGGUCGCCUCCAAUGGGUUUGGCAGUACGAGUAGUUCUUGGAUUCCAUUCAUGACCACAGAGGACAAACCAGGACCAAUCGACCCUCCAGUUCUUCUAGAUGUGAAGUCAAGAACAAUUUUGGUCACCUGGCAGCGCCCUCUAAAGCAAAAUGGGGUUAUUACACAUUAUAACAUUUACCAGCGUGGCCAUCUCUACUUGAAAACUCCUGGAAAUGUCUCUACUUGCACAGCUGUCCAUUUACAACCCCACACUCCCUACCACUUCCAGGUAGAAGCCUGUACUUCAAAAGGAUGUUCCCUCUCACCGGAGUCUCAGACUGAAUGGACACUCCCAGAUGCUCCAGAAGGCAUCCCAAACCCAGAACUGUUCUCUGAUACACCAACAUCUGUGAUUCUAUCUUGGCAACCCCCUACCCACCCCAAUGGUUUAGUGGAGAACUUCACAAUUGAGAGACGAGUAAAAGGGAAGAACGAAGUUACUACCCUGGUGACUCUCCCAAGCCAUCACCCCAUGAAGUUUGUUGACAAUACGCCUGCACUUAGCCCAUGGACCGGGUAUGAGUACCGGGUGUUGAUGAGCACUUUUAAUGGAGGUACAAACAGCAGUGCUUGGGAAGAAGUUACCACGAGGCCCUCACGACCUGCUGGUGUGCAGCCACCCAUGGUACAAGUGCUAGGACCCAGCUCGGUCAAGGUCACUUGGAUCCCCCCACUCAUCCAGAAUGGAGAUAUACUUAGCUAUGAGAUUCGCAUGCCUGACCCUCAUGCCAUAAUAACAAAUGUGACUUCCUCGGUGUUAUCUCAAAUAAUCACUCACCUCAUUCCUUUCACUAAUUAUUCUGUCACCAUUGUAGCUUGCUCAGGGGGCAAUGGGUAUGUAGGAGGAUGUACAGAGAGUUUACCAACUCAUGUUACCACCCACCCUGCCCUCCCCCAAGAUCUCAGCCUUUUGUCAGUGGUUCCACUAAGUGAGUCUUAUGUUGGGAUUUCUUGGCAACCACCUUCCAAGCCCAAUGGACCUAACUUGAGAUAUGAGCUUCUGAGAUGUAAAAUUCAGCAACCACUUGCAUCAAAUCCCCCAGAAGAUUUAAAUCGGUGGCACAAUAUUUAUUCAGGAACUCAGUGGUUUUAUGAAGAUAAGAGUCUUAGCAGGUUUACAACAUAUGAGUAUAAGCUCUUUGUGCACAACAGUGUGGGGUUUACACCGAGCCAGGAAGCAAAUGUGACAACAUUAGCUGGUCUUCCAGAGAGAGGGGCCAACCUCACCACACAGGUGCUUAACCACACAGCUAUCCAUGUGGAAUGGACUAAACCAACUCUUCAAGACCUACAAGGUGACGUCGAAUAUUACACACUUUUCUGGAGUUCUGCUACCUCCAAUGAGUCUCUGAAAAUCCUCCCUGAUGUAAACUCCCAUAUCAUUGGAAACUUAAAUCCAAACACAGAGUACUGGAUUUUUCUCUCUGUCUUCAAUGGCGUCCACAGCAUCAAUAGUGAAGUUCUGCACGCAGUCACUUGUGAUGGGGAGCCUCAGGGCAUGCUUCCUCCAGAGGUUGUCAUCAUCAACAGUACAGCUGUACAUGUCAUCUGGACAUCUCCUUCCAACCCAAAUGGUGUUGUCACUGAGUAUUCCAUCUAUGUAAAUAAUAAGCUCUACAAGGCUGGAAUGAAUGUGCCUGAGUUGUUCCUUCUCAGAGACCUAUCUCCCUUCACUGUUUAUGACAUUCAGGUGGAAGCCUGCACAAAGUACGCCUGCGUGAAGAGCAACAGAACCCAAGUCACCACGGUGGAAGACACUCCCAACGAAGUGGCCACACCUACAAUUCGGAACAUUACGUCAAGAUCCUUUCAAAUUGACUGGGAGGCUCCAGGAAAGCCAAAUGGCAUCAUUCUUGGAUAUACUAUCUUACGAAGAGCAUGGCGUUCAUGCCCAAAAACCACGCAGUUAACUAAAGACCACGGAGUCUGCAAGGCAGUGAAAUGUCAAAAACCUGAGGAUAUCUGUGGACACACAUGCUAUUCUCCUGAAUCUAAGGUAUGUUGCAAUGGAGUUCUCUAUGACCUCAAGCCUGGAUACAGCUGCUGUGAAGAGAAGUAUUUCCCAUUUACUCUGAAUUCAACGGGAGUUUGUUGUGGUGGCAGAAUACGAGAGGCACAACCAAAUCAUGAUUGCUGCUCUGGGUAUUACACUAGAAUUCUACCAGGUGAAGUGUGCUGUCCAGAUGAACAGCACAAUCGGGUUUCCAUUGGCCUUGGUGACUCCUGCUGCGGCCGAGUGCCAUACUCCUCCUCGGGUCACCAGAUCUGCUGUUCGGGGAGCCUUCAUGAUGGCCAUGGCCAGCAGUGCUGUGGUGGACAGAUUGUGAGCAAAGACUUAGAUUGCUGUGGUGGAGAAGAAGAAGGUGUGGUGUACAUUCGACUUCCAGGGAUGUUCUGUUGUGGGCAGGAUUAUGUGAAUAUGUCAGAUACCAUAUGCUGCUCAGCUUCCAGUGGAGAGUCUAAAGCACAUGUUAAAAAGAAUGACCCAGUGCCAGUAAAAUGCUGUGAGACUGAACUUAUUCCAAAGAGCCAGAAAUGCUGUAAUGGAGUUGGAUAUAAUCCUUUGAAAUAUGUUUGCUCUGACAAGAUUUCACCUGGAAUGAUGAUGAAGGAAACCAUUCAAUGCAAGACUCUAUGCCCUAUAAUGAUGGAAGCCACAGCACGUUGUGGUAGAUGCGACUUUAACUUUAGUAGCCACAUCUGCACUGUGAUAAAAGGGGCUCACAGUUCCACAGAGAAGACAUCAAAUGAAGAAAUAUGCCCCUCUGCUGAAGAGAUUGUUUAUACGGGGAAUGCAAACAUACACUCCUACACAGAUAUAAAUGUGGAACCUUAUAUGACAUAUGAGUAUAGGAUUUCUGCAUGGAAUAGCUAUGGGCAAGGAUUCAGCAAAGCUGUUAGAGCCAGAACAAAAGAAGAUGUGCCCCAAGGAGUGAGUCCCCCUCGAUGGAGUAAAAUGGGUCAUCCUGAAGAUACAAUAGUCUUGAACUGGAAGAAACCUAUCCAACCAAAUGGUCUUAUUAUGUAUUACAUUCUUCUCCGAAAUGGAAUUGAAUGCUUUAGAGGAACAUCAUUGAGUUUCUCUGAUACAAAGGGAAUUCAAUCAUUUCAGGAAUAUUCAUACCAGCUGAAAGCUUGCACUGCUGUUGGCUGUACUGCCAGUAGCAAGGUAGUUGCAGCUACUACUCAAGGAGUUCCAGAGAGCAUUCUCCCACCAAGAAUCACAGCCCUAAGUGUGGAGGCUUUGCAUUUGAGCUGGAGCGUCCCUGAGAAACCAAAUGGUGUCAUUAAAGAGUACCAGCUCCGGCAGGUUGGAAAAGGUCUCAUCUACACUGAUACCACUGACAGGAGGCAGCAUACGGUCACAGAUCUCCAGCCGUACAGCAACUACAGCUUCACAAUUACAGCUUGUACAUCUGCUGGCUGUACUUCAAGUGAGCCUUUUCUAGGUCAGACACUGCAGGCAGCCCCUCAAGGAGUUUGGACAACACCUCGACACAUUACAAUAAAUUCUACAACAGUGGAAUUAUAUUGGAGUGAGCCAGAAAGGCCCAAUGGUCUUAUAUCUCAGUAUCUCUUGAGACGUAAUGGAUCCUUGGUUUUUCUGGGUGACAGUGAGAAGUUUAGUUUCAUUGAUAAAUAUCUGGAGCCUGAUAGCAGGUAUGUUUACACAUUAGAAGCCCAAACUGAAGGGGGUAACAGUACUAGUGAUGAUUACAUAAUACAAAUACCUGUAUGGACACCAGAAGAAAUCCAUUCUCCAUAUAAUAUAACAGUAAAUGGACCUGAUUCCAUAUCUGUGGCUUGGACCAAACCAGGGAUUCUCAUCCCCCAAAUGCCUGUGGAGUACAAUAUUUUACUUAAUGCUGGAAGUGAAGCACCUCUGGUCUCCCCUGUUGGUCACCAUCAUUCCAUCCGCCUGGAAAAUUUGACCCCGUUCACACAGUAUGAGGUUAGGGUCCAAGCAUGCCAAAAUGGAGGUUGUGGAGUUAGCAAUAAGAUAUUUGUUAAAACAUCUGAAGCAGUCCCAGUGGGCCUUAAUCCCCCUGUUCUGAAGGCACUGGGAUCAGCUUGCAUAGCAGUUGCAUGGCUACCACCUAAGAAACCAAAUGGAGUCAUUAACAACUACUUUAUUCACAGACGCCCUGCUGGCUCUAAAGAGGAGGUCCUUAUAUUUGUCUGGUCUGACGGAGCCCUUGAAUUUACUGACACGUCUGACUCUCUGAGGCCAUUCACACUCUACGAAUACCAGGUCAGAGCCCAAAACUCCAGGGGCUCAGUGGAGAGUAUGUGGUCUUCAGCAAGAACCCUGGAAGCCCCACCUCAAGAUUUGCCAGCUCCCUGGGCUCAAGCCACCAGUGCUCAUUCAGUGUUGUUGAAUUGGACCAAACCAGAAUCUCCCAAUGGCAUUAUUACUCAGUACCAUGUGAUCUACCAAGAGAGAUCAGAUGAUUCAACAUUCAAUGUUUCCAUCGUACACGCUUUCACUGUCAUGGGAACAAGCUUUCAGGCCCACCUGUUUGGGUUAGAACCAUUCACAACAUACCAUGUUGGUGUUUCGGCUGCAAACAAGGUGGGAAAAGUAGCAAGCCCCUGGAUGCUGGUUCAGACUUUGGAAUCUUCUCCAAGUGGGCUGAGCAAUUUCACAGUGGAACAGCGAGAGAAUGGCCACGCACUGUUACUGCAGUGGCUAGAGCCUAGACGAACCAAUGGUGUGAUUAAGAAUUAUAAUAUCUUCAGUGAUGGUAUCCUGGAGUAUACGGGUUUGAACCGUCAGUUUCUCUUUCGUCGCCUGGAUCCUUUCACUCUCUACACGCUCACCCUGGAAGCCUGCACGAGGGCAGGCUGUGCACACUCCGUACCCCAGCCCCUGUGGACAGCAGAGGCCCCUCCCAACUCUCAGUUGGCUCCCUCAGUUCGGUCUGUGAGAUCCACUAGUGUUGAGUUGAGCUGGUCUGAGCCUAUUAACCCAAAUGGAAAGAUAAUUCGCUAUGAAGUGAUUCGCAGAUGCUUCAAGGGAAAAGCUUGGGGGAACCAGACAAUUCCAGCCGAUGAGAAAAUUGUUUUCACAGAAUAUAAUACUGAAAGGAAUACAUUUAUGUAUAAUGACACGGGUUUGCAGCCAUGGACACAAUGUGAAUAUAAAAUCAACACUUGGAAUUCAGCAGGCCAUACCUGGAGCUCCUGGAAUGGGGUGAAGACAAAACAAGCCCCUCCAGAAGGUGUGUCUCCACCCGAGAUUGCCUAUGUGUCCAGGCAUCCCCCAAAACUGCUGAUUUCCUGGGUCCCACCAGAACAAUCUAAUGGCAUUAUCCAGUCUUACAGGCUUCAAAGGAACGGAAUGUUCUAUCCCUUCAGCUUUGAUGCAGUGACUUUCAAUUACACAGAUGAUGAACUGCUUCCUUUCUCCACAUACAGUUAUGCAGUCAUAGCCUGCACGAGUGAAGGCUGCUCCACCAGCAAACUCAUCAAAAUCCAAACUCCUGAGGCUGCUCCAGAAGGGGUCAGCCCACCAGCUCUUCAGAGCAUCAGUGCCACGCAAAUAGAUGUGUCCUGGUCACCACCAUCAAAUCAGAAUGGAGUUAUUACUAAAUAUCUUCUUCGAUUGGAUGGUGAGGAGUACCACCCUGGGCAGAACCUCUCCAUGGUGGUUUCUAACCUGCAGCCUUAUACUCAGUAUAAUUUCUCUCUAGAAGCCUGCACCAGCGGUGGUUGCACAGCUAGUGGGUCGAUAUCUGCCUGGACAUUAGAGGCCCCGCCACAAAACAUGGAUGCCCCAAGGUUGCAAGUCACAGGCUCGGAAUCAAUAGAAAUCACCUGGAAACCUCCCAGAAACCCAAAUGGCCAAAUCAGAAGUUAUGAACUUAGGAGGGAUGGAGCCAUUGUGUAUACUGGGCUGGAAACGCGCUAUCACGAUUUUACCCUCUCUCCGGGCGUGGAGUACGGCUACACAGUGAGUGCCAACAACAGCCAAGGUGGGAUUUUGAGUCCACUCGUCAAAGAGAGAACCAACCCCUCAGCACCCUCAGGAAUAGAACCUCCAAAACUGCAGGGCAAGAACCCUCGAGAGAUCUUAGUAACCUGGAACCCUCUAGUGAAGACCAAUGGCAAUAUUGUCAAUUACACCCUUUUCAUCCAUCAUCUGUCUGAAAGAGAAACAGAAAUCAUACACGUAAACUCAACUCAUAAUUCUUUUGAUACACGAUCGUUCGUCGUAAACCAGCUACAACCGUUUCAGAGGUAUGAAGUGCGAGUUCAAGCGUGCACCCUGCUGGGUUGUGCAUCUAGUGACUGGACAUCCAUCUUGACCCCAGAAAUCCCACCUCUGAUGCAACCUCCUCCCCAUCUAGAGGUCCAGAUGGCACCAGGAGAAUUUUACCCCGCCGUUUCUAUCCUGUGGGCAGGACCACGUGAGCCAAAUGGGAAAGUUUUAUAUUAUGAAUUGUACAGACGACAAAUAACGACACAGUCUGGAAAACCGAGCCCAGUGCUAGCCUACAAUGGAAGCUUGAACACAUUUAUUGAUUCUCGACUAUUGCCUUACACAGAAUAUGAAUAUCAGGUCUGGGCAGUGAACUCAGCAGGAAAAGCAUCCAGUACCUGGACACGGUGCAGAACCGGACCAACCCCUCCAGAAGGCCUCCAGGCUCCCAAGUUCCACGCUGUGUCUUCGACCCAAGCAGUCGUUAACAUCAGUGCCCCUGCAAAGCCCAACGGGGUGGUCAGUCUCUAUAGGCUGUUCUCCAACACCUCCAGUGGGGUAGUGAUGGUGCUCUCUGAAGGCACCACUACCCAGCAGACCCUGCAUGGCCUGCAGCCCUUCACUGCGUACUCCAUCGGGGUGGAGGCCUGCACCUGCUUCAACUGCUGCAGCAAAGGACCAACAGCUGAACUGAGGACUCAUCCUGCUCCACCCUUGGGGCUGCCCUCUCCCCAAAUCCAGACACUGGCCUCCAGGACAGCUUCCUUCCAGUGGAGUCCCCCUCUGUCCCCUAAUGGUGUCAUUCACAGCUAUGAACUCCAAUUCUAUGCAGCUUGCCCUCCUGACACAGCCCUGUCUUGUACUCCCAGUCAAACCGAGACCAAGUAUGUGGGGCAAGGGCAGCAAGUCAGCCUUGGGGGUCUCCAGCCCUACACCACCUACAGACUGAGAGUGGUGGCGUACAAUGAGGUGGGCAGCACAGCUUCUGAAUGGAUCAGCUUCACCACCCUCAGAGAAUUACCUCAGUACCGAGCCCCCUUUUCGGUGGACAGCAAUUUGUCUGUGGUGUGCGUCGACUGGAGCAGCUCCUUCCUUCUGAACGGCCCACUGAAGGAGUACGUACUGAUGGAUGGAGCGCAGCGUGUGUACAGCGGCUUCGACACCACCCUCUACAUACCAAGGACAGCAGACAAAACUUUCCUUUUCCAGGUCAUCUGCACUACAGAUGAAGGAACUGCGAAGACACCAGUGAUUCAAUAUGAUACUUCUGCUGGACUGGGCCUGGUGCUGACGACUCCUGGAGAAAAGAGGGGGUCAGGGAACAAAAGCACGGAGUUCUACACAGAGCUGUGGUUCAUUGUGUUAAUGGCGAUGCUGGGCUUGAUCUUGUUGGCCAUUUUUCUGUCCCUGCUACUACAAAGAAAGAUUCACAAGGAGCCAUACAUCAGAGAAAGGCCGCCUUUAGUUCCUCUUCAGAAAAGGAUGUCUCCACUGAGUGUCUACCCGCCAGGAGAAUCACACGUGGGAUUGGCUGACACUAAAAUUCCUCGGUCUGCGACACCUGUGAGUAUCCGGAGCACCCGGAGUGUGUCUGUUCUGCGAAUCCCAAGUCAGAGCCAAAUCAGCCAAACCUAUUCCCAAGGUUCUCUCCACCGUAGCGUCAGCCAGCUCAUGGACAUUCAAGACAAGAAGAUCUUGGUUGAUGACUCGCUGUGGGACACCAUCAUGGGCCAUGACAGUGGACUGUACGUGGAUGAAGACGACCUGAUGAAUGCCAUCAAGGGAUUCAGUUCUGUGACCAAGGAACAUACUGCAUUCACAGACACCCACCUGUAA